AACUUCCAUUUUGUCCGCUCAGAGUAAUUUAGUCCCCCCUUCACUGACGAAAACUUGUGGUCUCUGUUCCUUCAACCUCUAUUAAAGCCCUCUCUCCGAUAAGCUUCUCCCUCUUCCACCGUCUUUUCACUUUUCACCUUCAUCUCUCCCAUGGCGGCCGCCCUCUCCGCCGCCUUAGGGCCCAAACCACUCCAUCUCUUCCUUGCUUCCUCUCAUCUCUCCCAUAAACCUCGAACUCCGUUUCUGUUUCCACCUUCAGUCUUUCGGAACAGUAGAAUCCAACGGAAGAUGCGGAGAAAAACGCUGUUCACUGUCUGCGUGCUCGUUGAGGAUCAAAAUAGCUCUGGCGAGGUGGAGAAUCUUUCCGAUGAAGAACCGCCGAUUGUAGUCCCCCAGAUCCCAUCGCCUUAUGUUGCACAAAGAUUGGCAAGGAAGAGAUCGGAGCGCUUCACUUAUCUUGUUGCUGCGGUUAUGUCUAGUUUUGGAAUUACCUCCAUGGCUGUCAUGGCGGUUUAUUACCGAUUUUACUGGCAAAUGGAGGGCGGAGAGAUUCCUUUCUCUGAAAUGUUUGGUACAUUUUGUCUCUCUGUUGGUGCCGCUGUCGGCAUGGAGUUUUGGGCGAGAUGGGCUCAUAGGGCUCUCUGGCACUCUUCCAUGUGGCAUAUGCACGAGUCGCACCAUAAACCAAGAGAAGGGCCGUUCGAACUGAACGAUGUCUUCGCCAUUAUCAAUGCCGUGCCCGCCAUAGCUCUCCUCUCUUACGGCUUCUUCCAUAAAGGCCUCGUCCCCGGUCUCUGCUUCGGCGCUGGCCUUGGAAUUACGGUCUUUGGGAUGGCCUACAUGUUCGUCCACGACGGUCUUGUUCACAAAAGAUUCCCUGUGGGUCCCAUUGCCAACGUGCCCUAUUUCAGAAAGGUCGCUGCCGCUCACCAGCUUCACCAUUCGGACAAGUUCAACGGCGUGCCAUAUGGACUGUUUUUAGGUCCGAAGGAAUUAGAGGAAGUGGGAGGCCAAGAAGAAUUGGAGAAGGAAAUCAACAGAAGAAUAAAAUUGACGACAACAAAAUCAAUCAACGGCUCUUGAUGAACAAAUAUUGUGUGGAAAUGAGACGACGAAAAAAGGGGGGAAAUACAGGCCUCACAGAACAGUAACUUUUCUGUUUUUUAACAUUGAAAAGUGAAAUAUUAUGUAGAACAGGGUGGGUGUAUUUUUUUAUCUUCUUUUACUUAUGAGGCAAAGCCGUUGAGAAAUGAUGAAGAAAAUAGGGAUGGUAAGAGAUAGAAAUAGAUAAAAUAGAAGAAAGCUGCCAUAUUUAUUA
Molecule: messenger RNA, 1318 nt
Organism: Cucurbita maxima (winter squash)
Lineage: Eukaryota; Viridiplantae; Streptophyta; Magnoliopsida; Cucurbitales; Cucurbitaceae
Product: beta-carotene hydroxylase 2, chloroplastic-like
Exons: 7
Coding region: 151-1083 (310 amino acids)
Biological process (GO): xanthophyll biosynthetic process; carotene metabolic process
Cellular component (GO): chloroplast
Molecular function (GO): iron ion binding; beta-carotene 3-hydroxylase activity
Source: RefSeq, a predicted model, not a curated record